CCACCCACGCUUGGUCACACGGUCUGCACGAGCUCAAACGUUAUUCAUUCAGGCUUUAAAAAAUGUGUAGCGUAAUUUCUCGAAAUAUUUUUGGUGCAAGACGACUUUUAUACAAAUCGUCCUAUGCAUACACGUGUAAGGUACUAGAGAUUUCAUCGAUCAUCUCAAGAAGAACUUACUCUAGUGAUAACCCAAGCAAAAAUGAUUUAUCUGGAGAAAAUGAAAUUGAGAGAGAAGAGGAUAACCUCUCACCGGCUGUCAGGUCGAGUUUCAAACCCUUUCGAGAACAGGAUGCCCCGGUGAUCUUUGACGUCGAUGAGGAGAAGAAGAAGCUCGACCUUGAAACCUUCAAUGCCAUGCAGGAUGUCCAGGAUCCUUACGAGGGACUCAAUAUGAACCGCGGUAUUGAUGGAGUUUUUGAGAUUGAGGACCUCGUGGAUCUACUGAGGAAGGACAAAGCUCAAAAUAUAUUUGUUGCGACCGUGCCAAAAGAAUGGAGCUACGUGAAUUACCUGGUGAUAGUUACUGGGAGAUCUGUAAGACACAUGAGUGCUCUUGCGACCUUUGUCAGGAAGGCGUACAAAUUAAAAAGGAAUGAUAGUGAUAUCAUUCCAAAAGUUGAAGGGGCCAAUUCAAAGGAUUGGAUCGCCCUAGAUUUAGGAAACAUCGCACUCCACAUAUUUUCAAAACCUGCAAGAAACCUUUACGACUUGGAAACACUCUGGGCAGUGGGAGCAGAAUAUGAUAACCAAUUGCACCAGGAAGGUACAGAGGAGGACUUCGAGAACAGAUACAUGAAAUUUUUGGAGGGACUACAACCAGCUGACGAGCCCGAAUCUCUCCCCAACCAGUAUCAAGUAUCUUAAUCAUGAAAUCGUUGUAAAUAGGAUUUUAAAAUAUAUCAGACAGAAAUUGA
Molecule: messenger RNA, 916 nt
Organism: Diachasmimorpha longicaudata
Lineage: Eukaryota; Metazoa; Arthropoda; Insecta; Hymenoptera; Braconidae
Gene: RsfS312
Exons: 3
Coding region: 63-866 (267 amino acids)
Biological process (GO): negative regulation of translation; negative regulation of ribosome biogenesis
Cellular component (GO): mitochondrion
Molecular function (GO): ribosomal large subunit binding
Source: RefSeq, a predicted model, not a curated record